Xenia sp. Carnegie-2017 is the source of this 2968-nucleotide messenger RNA. RefSeq names its product spindle pole body component 110-like. Gene Ontology annotation, cellular component: early endosome; extrinsic component of endosome membrane; late endosome. The record is from RefSeq and is a predicted model, not a curated record. Gene Ontology annotation, molecular function: phosphatidylinositol binding. The transcript has 13 exons. Lineage: Eukaryota; Metazoa; Cnidaria; Anthozoa; Malacalcyonacea; Xeniidae. Gene Ontology annotation, biological process: endosome to lysosome transport; protein targeting to lysosome; early endosome to late endosome transport. The coding region runs from base 225 to 1667 and encodes 480 amino acids.
UGAAAGAAGCAAUCACAUGAAGUGAGGGUCAAUAUUAAUAACAAUACACUGGAAUAACAUUGGACGGAAUUCUUUGAAGAAAAGAUGAGCCAAGGGGGGGUAUGGUUGAAAGUAUCAAAUUGAGAAAUUGCCGUGUUUCGUACAUGGAAGUGAAGAGCAAGUACGUAUGUAAACAUGUCAUGCUCCAAUUUUAAACAACAGGAUUAGACCAACUUUACUGUAAAAUGAACGGUAGCUUCAGCGAAGGUCGAUAUUUUGCAAGUCCAUCCAAUUUCACGUCGUCCUUUCAAAUAAUCGAACGUUCGACGGCUAAUGGCCGUUCGACUGGGAGAGAAAGUGUAACCUCAAGCAUUAGUAGAUUUGAAAGUUGUAUUUUGGGAAGACAGGUCGUCGAACCGCAGAAGAAGCAUACGUUGUACAAAAUCGAAGUAGACGGUGGUUUUCAAAAGUGGUACAUUUAUCGGCGUUAUCGAGAUUUUGUGCUUCUCAAUAAGAAGCUGAGAAAACUGUUUCCAAACUUCCUACUUACUCUCCCAUCAAAAAGAAUGAUUGGGAACAAUUUCAAUAAAGACUUUAUAAGGAGGAGACAGGAAGGACUUGACGAGUUUGUACGAAAUAUUUUACACCACCAUGAAUUAUGUCAAAGUGACCCUGUUUUGCAAUUCUUCCGUUUUGAAAAUCCUCCGCUGCCAAUGGAGAGCCUGGAUGCUUGUCAGAAAUACUGUGAAGACUUGGAACAGACAGUAGUUGAGCAGAAACACAGAAUUCGUGAUCUUGAGGACGAGAUAAAUACCUUGACAAAUGACUUGGAUAAAAGUUUUCAUCAUCAGAAAGAAGCACAAGGACUUGCCACACAUUUUGAGUCGCAAUAUUCAACGCAAGGAAGUCAGUUGCAGGAAUUGAAUGUCAAAUUAAACAUGGCUCAUCAGCAUGAACUGGAAGCAAGGCAGGAGGUGGAAAACUUAAAACACGAAAUGCAAACGGAGCGUACUCGUGUUCGAGAAGCGCGUGAUAUUGAAAAACACAAGCAAGAACAGUUGUUAGAAGAGAAAUGGUCAGAGUUUCGUAGCGUUACUGGAGAUGUAAAUAAGCAACUCGACAACCUGAUGACGUCAUUCAGUCGAUUGUCUAAUGUUAGUGUCAGUUACGCCGGGGAAAGUUUUGAGUUUAAACCUGCUGAAACGAUGGCGAAACACACAGAAAAUUUGAAGAAGGCAAUCGAGGUUACCAGAAAGCAACAGGAAGAUAUUUAUAAGAAAAUGAUGAAGAUGUAUAAUAAAGAAGUGCAAGACCUCAAAGCCGAACUCGCUCGAGAGGAUUUCAUAGCUCUGACACGGACCCAAGAUACUGAAACUCUUAGAGCAGAAGUAAAAGAAAUACAAUUUAGGCACACAAAGGACAUGAUGCAAAAAGACGAAAUGAUUUACGAACUGCAGCGGCAGCUUUCAAUAUCACAAUCCAACUCUAUCACAGUUGAACAGAAAUACUUUUAUGCGCUUGUACUGGGAGUGAAGCUGAACAUGGCGAUUUGUGGCUUUACAAUGGAUAAAUUUAACUGGAUGACACCUCAGAGCUUAUACAAUCGUGCCAAAGCAAGUGGUGUUGACAUUGAAAGUUGGCCAAGAUGGGUUUCCCAAGAAAUUGCAUCUUUUUCCACCCCUUCUUAGGAAAUUAGGAAUUGGACAAAAUGGAAAUAGACUCCGAUUGUAAAUUCUAUAAAUUUUAUGAAGUAACGCCUUGCUUCAGUUGAAUCACCGCUGAAAUGUACUCACGGCGCAAGAAAAAUUGGCGGGAAUUUAUUCACAAACUAUGUACAUGGCUGUCUUCAGGUGGGGAAGAAAAGCACUAAAUUCACAAAAACUAGGCAAAUACACCCAGGAAAUCCAUUUAAAAAUUCGCAGUAGUCAUGGAAAGGGUAAGUAGCUCGUUCAUGUGAAGUUUUUUUCACGUUUUUGCAGUUUUACUGACAAUAAUUUUGAAUUUUACCGUCGAAAAAAACAAACUAUGCCAGGAGAAUACGUAUUUAGCUUUUCGAAAAAGUAUUUUGUUUAUCAAAUGCAAUUCGCUUCAAAUCAUUUCGUAAUGACCAGAAUACAACAAAAACAAAGGUGUGUAGUUUAUGGUGGUAAUGUAGUUAUUGUAAGCUAUAAAUAUAAGUAAUAUAAUAUUUUAACUUAUUUAAAAGUUGUCAAUGUUUUAAAGACUAGUGACUCCUGGAUUGUUGAAUUUGUUUGUGUGCAGUACUUUUUAGUAUCUUUAUGAUUCUUGUACUGAUUUUAUUCAAAAGAUUUUUCAAAAAAAGUUAACAUUAGUACAGUAUGGAAUUUCAACAAUUUGUUUCUUGCCUAAUACUAAGUCAAAUAACUUGAGAGGCUUUUUAUCAAUGUUAGCAAGUUGACCUCUGUUCAACUUGUGAGGUCUUUAAAAGAAGUAGAAGUUUCCAAUAUUUGUUUCACAUGUUACAACACCAAUAAUUUUCACCUAAAAAUAUGACUUCAGGGUGAUUUUGUAAUUUAUCCUGAACAUAUGGCAUUUCUAUAGUAAGGAUAUUUCAAUAUGAAACUUUAAGAAUAAGUUGAUAUUUUACAAAUGGUAAAUAAAUUAAUAGUUUUACAAAUAAUUUAACGUAGCUAUUCUGAAGAUAAUGAAUACAAUCAAACAGGAAAAGAAAUACUAUUUAUAAUUUUUGUGAAUAUAUAUGCCAAAUUACAAUUAGUAAAAUUAUUUAAGUUUGCAAAACUGUCUUACUUUAAGAGACAAUUUCAUCAAAAUUGUUAAUUUCUUGUCUUCAAAAGAGGAAGAAGUUGUAUUUAUAUUUUAUCUUUCAACAUGCCAUCCUUGGGUUUUGUUUGAAGCAUGGCAUAAAAGAGGGCAUAUAUGGCCAAGAGAGAAACAAGAAUAAUCAUACAGUACAACAAUACCGUCUAGACAAAACAAAAGAUUAAAUUUUGUUGAAUCUCUGUUGUGA